Molecule: messenger RNA, 710 nt
Organism: Fomitopsis serialis
Lineage: Eukaryota; Fungi; Basidiomycota; Agaricomycetes; Polyporales; Fomitopsidaceae
Exons: 1
Source: RefSeq, a predicted model, not a curated record
CACAAGCACAAUCAACUCUGCCGAGUCCUGACCCGCCUGGACCACGAAGACCUGAGUAGCGCAGAGAGGGUCUCCGCCGUGGUUGGACUAUGGCUAUCCAUGACAAUUCCCGGAGUGGGCACGUACGCGUUCAGCGGGUUUCUCGCCCUCACGCUCGGACAAGCCGUCUUGCGCGCGACCCAUCCGGGAGACCCGAGUUAUGCCACCAACAUUCGGUCUACGAUGCAGAUCGGCGCGGUCGGCAGCGGCGUACUUGGUGUCGCAAUUUGGACCGUCAUCCUCAUGGCUCUGCUCCUCGCGACCCUUGCCAGGAAGGUCAAAACCUUCGCAAACAUGAUGAACAUGUCGACAUCCAUACGAAAAGACCUCGGAUCCCUCGCUUUCUACACUGCGGUCGGGGCAGCCAGUGGCCCUCUGGGAGUCGCCAUACUGAAGCACCAUAGGAGUGCGAGCGAGCGAGCGGACAUGUUGGACGUGAGCCAUGCAGCUAAGGCAGGGGCGUUCGGGUGGUUUCUCCUCGCAGUGUCGUGGUUGCUUAAUCACCAGUCGAACAUGUUGAAGAGCAGAGAGUCGGAGCGUUGACGAUCUGGUGUACAAGUUGUGUAAAGUGUAUGCGGCAUAUUGUAGUGCGGGAAGAGGCAACGAAGAGAUUACUUAUGUAAGUCGACUCGACCGACUGACUGAGGAGGAGGAGGAGGAGGAGGAGGAGG